This is a messenger RNA of Eruca vesicaria subsp. sativa (arugula), 309 nucleotides long. The record is from the annotation of a GenBank genome assembly. Lineage: Eukaryota; Viridiplantae; Streptophyta; Magnoliopsida; Brassicales; Brassicaceae.
AUGGAGAAAGUUGUGAGAAUGUCUUCAGAGAAAGGAGUGGUUAUAUUCAGCAAGAGCUCGUGUUGCAUGUCCUAUGCAGUCCAAGUCCUCUUCCAAGACCUUGGGGUUCAUCCUAGCGUCCAUGAGAUUGAUAAGGACCCUGAUUGUCGUGAGAUUGAGAAAGCCCUAAUGAGGCUCGGGUGUUCCACACCGGUCCCAGCCAUCUUUGUGGGUGGGAAGCUCGUGGGUUCGACCAAUGAAGUCAUGUCGAUGCACCUAAGUGGCUCACUGGUUCCCCUAGUCAAGCCAUUCCAGGCCAAUCUAUGUUAA